AUGUUUGGCAAGGCCAAGAACAGAGGCGGAUUUUCCACUGCAAGAUACUCAUCCAACAAUAAAUACAACUCGCUAUCGAACAACUAUGCGCUUAGCGCGCAACAACUGCUAAGAGCCAGUAAGAUCGAUGAGAUCGACUCGAUGAUGGGUUUUGAGAGGUACGUGCCGCCCCAAUAUAACGGGAAGUUUGACGUUAAGGACAUAGAUCAGAUUCCUGGGCGCGUAGGGUGGCUGACGAACAUGCAUGCGACGCUGGUGUCGCAAGAAACGCUAUCCGGUGGCGGCAAUACCGGCGGCAAUACAAAGGAUGGAGAACACGCAACCUCUAAUCAGGGUGUUUCCGGAGUUGAUUUCUACUUUUUAGACGAGGAAGGUGGGAGUUUCAAGUCGACGGUUAUGUAUGAUCCGUACUUCUUCAUUGCAUGUAACGAUGAAUCAAGAGUUAACGAUGUGGAAGAACUGGUGAAAAAGUAUUUAGAAUCAUGUCUCAAGAGCUUACAAAUCAUUAGGAAAGAAGACCUUUCUUUGGAUAAUCAUCUUUUAGGGCUGCAGAAAACCCUCAUCAAGUUAUCGUUCGUCAAUUCCAACCAAUUAUUCGAGGCGAGAAAGCUGCUAAGGCCUAUAUUGCAAGAUAACUCCCAUAAUAAAGUGCAAAGAAAUAUAUACAGUGCAGCCACGAAUACAGAGAAAAUCGAGGCCAAGCAUUUGAUUGAAGACAUCAGAGAAUACGAUGUGCCUUACCAUGUCCGAGUAUCCAUAGAUAAAGACAUCAGGGUCGGUAAAUGGUACAAAGUCACUCAACAAGGGUUCAUUGAAGAUACCAAAAAAAUUGCAUUUGCCGACCCAGUGGUCAUGGCAUUCGAUAUUGAGACCACGAAGCCGCCUUUGAAGUUCCCAGAUUCCGCGGUAGAUCAGAUCAUGAUGAUUUCUUAUAUGAUUGAUGGGGAAGGGUUUCUAAUAACAAAUAGAGAGAUCAUUUCUGAAGAUAUUGAAGAUUUCGAGUAUACACCAAAGCCAGAAUAUCCCGGGUGCUUCACCAUAUUCAACGAGAACGACGAAGUAGCGCUGUUACAGAGAUUUUUUGAACAUAUCAGAGACGUACGACCCACCGUUAUCUMCACAUUUAACGGUGAUUUCUUCGAUUGGCCCUUCAUACACAAUAGAUGUAAAAUUCACGGCUUGGACAUGUACGAUGAAAUUGGAUUUGCCCCGGAUGCGGAAGGUGAGUACAAGUCAUCAUACUGUUCUCAUAUGGAUUGUUUUCGUUGGGUAAAGCGUGACUCUUAUUUGCCUCAAGGUUCUCAAGGUUUAAAAGCCGUUACUCAAGCUAAAUUGGGUUACAAUCCGAUUGAAUUAGAUCCCGAAUUAAUGACUCCAUAUGCAUUUGAAAAACCGCAACAUCUCUCUGAAUAUUCCGUUUCUGAUGCUGUUGCUACUUACUAUCUUUACAUGAAAUAUGUCCAUCCUUUUAUCUUUUCCCUUUGUACGAUUAUUCCUUUGAACCCAGAUGAAACUUUAAGAAAGGGUACUGGUACUUUAUGUGAAAUGUUGUUAAUGGUUCAGGCUUAUCAACAUAACAUUCUUCUCCCGAAUAAGCAUACAGAUCCGAUCGAAAGGUUUUAUGAUGGUCAUCUUUUAGAAUCAGAGACUUAUGUCGGUGGUCAUGUGGAAUCCUUAGAAGCUGGUGUCUUUAGAAGUGACUUAAAAAAUGAGUUCAAAAUCGAUCCUACUGCCAUUGAUGAACUAUUACAAGAAUUACCACAAGCAUUGAAGUUCAGCAUCGAAGUCGAAAAUAAAUCCAGUAUUGAUAAAGUGACAAAUUUUGAUGAAAUUAAAGAACAGAUAACGCAAAAACUAUUAGAGUUAAAGGAGAACAAUAUAAGAAAUGAAUUACCUUUGAUUUACCAUGUUGACGUCGCUUCCAUGUAUCCAAAUAUCAUGACUACUAAUAGAUUGCAACCAGAUAGUAUCAAAACGGAACGUGAUUGUGCUAGUUGUGACUUCAAUAGGCCUGGUAAAUCUUGUGCAAGGAAUCUGAAAUGGGCCUGGAGGGGUGAAUUCUUCCCAGCCAAGAUGGAUGAGUAUAAUAUGAUUAAGCGUGCCUUACAAAAUGAAACUUUCCCCAAUAAAAACAAGUUUUCUAAAAAGAAGAUCCUCACAUUUGAUGAAUUGAGUUAUACAGAUCAGGUUGUUCAUAUAAAGCAACGUCUUACCGAGUAUUCAAGAAAGGUUUAUCAUAAGGUUAAAGUUUCUGAAAUUGUUGAAAGAGAAGCCAUUGUUUGUCAAAGAGAAAAUCCAUUUUAUGUCAACACCGUCAUGUCUUUUCGUGAUAGACGUUAUGAGUUCAAAGGUUUAGCGAAAACCUGGAAAGGAAAUUUAUCCAAACUUGAUUCAUCUGAUAAGCACGCGAGAGAUGAAGCUAAAAAAAUGAUUAUUCUAUAUGAUUCUUUGCAAUUAGCGCACAAAGUUAUUUUAAAUUCGUUUUAUGGGUACGUUAUGAGAAAAGGUUCACGAUGGUAUUCUAUGGAAAUGGCAGGCAUCACAUGUCUAACUGGUGCUACGAUUAUUCAAAUGGCGAGAGCCUUGGUUGAGAGAGUAGGAAGACCUUUGGAAUUGGAUACCGAUGGUAUCUGGUGUAUUUUGCCGAAGUCUUUCCCAGAAACAUAUUUCUUUACUUUAGACAAUGGCAAAAAACUCUACUUGUCCUACCCAUGUUCUAUGUUGAAUUACAGAGUUCACCAAAAAUUCACUAAUAAUCAAUAUCAAGAAUUAAAGGACCCUCUCAACUACAUCUACGAGACUCAUAACGAAAACACAAUUUUUUUUGAAGUCGAUGGUCCAUAUAAAGCAAUGAUUUUGCCAAGCUCCAAGGAAGAAGGAAAGGGUAUCAAGAAAAGAUACGCCGUUUUCAACGAAGAUGGUUCGCUUGCGGAAUUGAAGGGUUUCGAACUGAAAAGACGUGGUGAAUUACAGUUAAUCAAAAAUUUUCAGAGUGAUAUUUUCAAAGUAUUUUUAGAAGGUGAUACAUUGGAAGAUUGUUAUGGAGCUGUAGCAAAAGUGUGCAAUCGUUGGCUAGACGUUCUCGAUUCACACGGUCUCAUGCUGGAGGACGAAGAUUUAGUCAGUUUGAUUUGUGAAAAUAGAAGUAUGUCGAAAACAUUAAAGGAAUACGAAGGGCAAAAAUCUACCUCCAUUACAACGGCUAAAAGAUUAGGCGACUUUCUGGGUGAAGACAUGGUUAAAGACAAAGGUCUACAAUGUAAAUAUAUUAUCAGUUCAAAACCUUUUAAUGCUCCCGUUACCGAACGUGCUAUUCCAGUUGCAAUCUUUUCAGCAGAGGUUUCAAUCAAGAGGUCUUUCUUGAGAAGGUGGACUUUAGACCCAUCUUUGGAAGAUCUUGAUAUCAGGACCAUUAUCGAUUGGGGCUAUUAUAGAGAGAGGCUUGGAUCUGCUAUUCAAAAGAUCAUCACCAUUCCAGCAGCUUUACAAGGUGUUUCCAACCCCGUUCCUAGAGUAGAACACCCAGAUUGGUUGAAGAAAAAAAUUGCAACUAGUGAGGAUAAGUUCAAGCAAACCUCAUUGAGUAAAUUUUUUUCUAAGACUAAAGAUGUACCUAAAAUGGGUAAGAUAAAAGACAUCGAGGAUUUAUUUAAAACAACUUCAGAAGACCAAAGUACUAUAAUUAAGGUUGCAAGAUCCACUAAAAAGAAAGGCGGGUCUAAAAGAAGGAGAAACCAACAGGAAAAUGAGGAAGAAUCACUGGUUUUGCCCGCAGAGAUUCCUUCAAUGGAGGAAGAUUAUGUGAGAUGGUUAAAUUACCAAAAAAUUAAAUGGAAGAUUCAAGCAAGGGAUAGAAAGCGCAGAGAUCAGUUAUUUGGCAACACAAACAGUGCACACGAAAGAAGUGCACUAGGCAGUAUGAUUAGAAAGCAAGCGGAAUCGUAUGCCAACUCUACUUGGGAGGUCCUACAAUAUAAAGAGUCUGUUGAGCCAGGAGAUUUGGAUGUCUUUGUAGCCAUUAAUGGGAAAGUGCAAAAUAUAACAUUCCACAUACCGAAAACUAUUUAUAUAAAGUUCAAAAGCCACACAAUACCAUUACAGAAGAUUAAAAACUGCCUGGUUGAAAGGUCUUCUGCAUUAAUACCAAACAAUCCGAAAACUUCUAAUCCUACGACUGGUCAGCUAUUUAAAGUGACACUACCAGAAUCUGUCUUUCUCGAAGAGAAACAAAAUUGUACAAGCAUCUUAAAUGAUGCAAAUGCUCUUGGCACAUUUGAAAGCACAAUAACGCCUCAUCAAAGAGCAAUUAUGGAUUUGGGUGCGUCAGUGACAUUUCGCUCAAAAGCAAUGGGAGCGUUAGGUAAGGGGAUUCAACAAGGUUUUGAAAUGAAGGAUCUUUCAAUGACUGAGAACGAGAGGUACUUGAGUGGAUUCUUGAUGGAUGUUAGUUAUUUGUUACAUUUUCCAACAUCAAUUGGAUAUGAAUUUUUUUCGUUAUUCAAAUCUUGGGAGGACACAAUUACUGUAUUGGUUUUGAAACCAUCCAGCUCGGCGCAAGAAAUAAACGUCUCCUCUUUAGAACAGAUAUACACACAAAUAUUUGAGAAAAAGAAAAGUAAAGUAGAAAAGUUUUCUUACUUGGUUGAUAUUAAAGAAAAGGUCAAUUUCGAGUUUGCAUAUUUUACAGAUAUCUCAAAGCUGUAUAGAAGACUUUCUCAAGAAACUACUAAACUAAAAGAAGAAAAAGGUUUGCAAUUCUUAUUGUUAUUACAAUCUCCAUUCAUCACGAAGCUUCUAAGCGCAAUACGUCUCUUAAACCAAAUACCAGUUGUCAAGCUUUCUCUCAAUGAAAUUUCUCUUCCACAGUUGAAUUGGCAGUCGACGCUAUUGAAAAAAUUGGUUAAUCACAUUAUAUCGAGUGGCUCUUGGAUUUCUCAUUUAAUUAAAUUAUCCCAGUACAGUAAUAUUCCGAUUUGUAAUUUGAGACUGGACAAUAUGGAUUAUGUUAUCGAUGUUCUUUAUGCGAGAAGGCUAAGGCAUGAGAACAUCGUGCUUUGGUGGAAUGAGAAAAACCCAUUGCCGGAUCAUGGUGGUACUCAGAAUGAUUUCGACUUGAAUACAUCGUGGAUUAUGAACGACUUGGAAUUCCCUGAAAUUAAUAAUCCAGACAUCUAUGAUAAUGUAGUACUAGAUGUUAGUGUUGAUAAUCUAACAGUAAACACAAUAUUGGCAUCUGCAUUGAUCAAUGACGCGGAGGGUAGUGAUUUGGUUAAUAGUAGUAUGGGUAUGGACGAUAAAAAUUCCAACAGCAACUCUACGUCUGAUUUUGUGCAGGAUGCCUUUUCCAAUGAUGCUUUAAAUGUUCUAAGGAGUAUGCUAAAGGAAUGGUGGGAUGAAGCUUUGAAGGAUAAUGCAACUGCGGAUUUAUUGGUCAACUCUCUAGCAAGUUGGGUCCAAAAUCCUAAUGCAAAAUUAUUUGAUGGUUUGUUGAGAUAUCAUGUCCAUAACUUAACCAAAAAGUCAUUACUUCAAUUAGUGAAUGAAUUUAGCACUCUUGGCUCAACUAUUGUCUAUGCAGAUAGGAACCAAAUUUUAAUCAAAACAAACAAGUACUCACCCGAAAAUUGUUAUGCUUACAGUCAAUAUAUGAUGAAAGCGGUUAGGACAAAUCCAAUGUUUAGUUAUUUGGAUUUGAAUAUUAAACGUUAUUGGGAUCUGUUAAUAUGGAUGGAUAAAUUCAACUUUAGUGGUUUAGCUUGUGGGAAGAUAGAGGAAAAGGAAAAGCAAGAUUAUAACGCAUUUUCGGAAUGGCAAUUAAAGAAAUUUCUGUCGCCUAUAUAUCAGCCCGAAUUUGAGGAUUGGAUGAUGAUCAUCUUAGACAGUAUGCUUAAAACCAAGCAGAACUAUUUACAAUCAAAUUCAGGCACACAAAGACCUACUCAAAUACUGAACACGAAGAAACAAGACAAAGAAGAUGGCAUUGACAACUCACUGAAUGGGUUCUCGCACAUUUUCUCUAAGCCGUUAAUGAAAAGAACUAAAAAGCUUCUAAGAAAUCAGCAAGAAUUUAUAUUAGAUCCACAAUACGAAGGAGACUACGCUAUACCUAUACUUCCUGGGUCUCAUUUGAAUAUAAAGAAUCCUCUUUUAGAACUCGUCAAAUCACUCUGCCAUGUGAUGCUGCUAUCGCACAGUACAACUUUGGAAAUAAGGACUUUGAGAAAAGAAUUGCUGAAGAUAUUUGAGAUACGUGAGUUUGCUAAGGUAGCAGAAUUCAAGAAUCCAAGUACAAGCUUAGUGGUUCCAGAUUUUCUCUGUGAACACUGUUUCUUUAUCUCUGACAUUGACUUUUGUAAGACAGAUCCUGAUUCUAUUUUCUCUUGUGCCAGGUGUCAUAAGGGUUUUAACAGAGUGUUGUUACAAGAGCACUUAAUUCAAAAGCUGCGUUCCGAUAUUGAAUCUUAUUUGAUUCAAGAUCUGAGAUGCUCUAGAUGUCAUAAAGUGAAACGUGACUAUAUGAGUGCACACUGUCCCUGUGCGGGGGCUUGGGAGGGAACCGUACCUAGGGACUCUAUUGUCCACAAACUUCACAUAUUUAAGCAAGUGGCCAAGUUCUACGACUUUGAUCUACUAUUCAACUCCAUAUCUGAUCUGAGUAUUUGA
Molecule: messenger RNA, 6663 nt
Organism: Saccharomyces eubayanus
Lineage: Eukaryota; Fungi; Ascomycota; Saccharomycetes; Saccharomycetales; Saccharomycetaceae
Gene: POL2
Product: DNA polymerase epsilon catalytic subunit
Exons: 1
Coding region: 1-6663 (2220 amino acids)
Biological process (GO): DNA replication; DNA replication proofreading; mitotic cell cycle
Cellular component (GO): epsilon DNA polymerase complex; nucleus
Molecular function (GO): single-stranded DNA 3'-5' DNA exonuclease activity; zinc ion binding; DNA-directed DNA polymerase activity
Source: RefSeq, a predicted model, not a curated record